Messenger RNA from Tilletiaria anomala UBC 951, 608 nucleotides. RefSeq lists its product as uncharacterized. Lineage: Eukaryota; Fungi; Basidiomycota; Exobasidiomycetes; Georgefischeriales; Tilletiariaceae. The transcript has 4 exons. The coding region runs from base 108 to 563 and encodes 151 amino acids. The record is from RefSeq and is a predicted model, not a curated record.
UCUGAACGCACAGCGGCAUAUGUAUUUUUGUCGCUAGUGCCCAUUCAUUCCUUUUAGGUCGCUUCCACCUGGACUCCUGCCCGAUUUGAAUUAUUGCAAGCGCAGCGAUGUCUGAGACGAAGGGGACGAGCGGCGAGGCUGCGCCCAACAACAGCGCUUUUGCAAAUGACGGAUCAUUCAUGGAACAAUUCAAGAGAAUCCAAGCGGAAAAGCUCAAAGCUGCAGGAGCCUUUCCACCUGUGGCGAGCGCAAACGCAAGCCCGACACUACAGCCUGCAGCAUCAUCCACACCCUCUCAAGGCUCACCACUGUUGGCGUCAUCACCGUUGACAUCUGGAAAGAAAGCAGAUGGGAAAAUGGACGCGGUGGAACGACGAAAAGCAAUGGAAGAGCGAAUUCGGAAUCGAGGGAAGCGCAAAGCUGAGAACACAGGAGACGAAAUGGAAGCACAAGUCAAGCAAGCUCGGGACGCGAAGGAGGAAAGGUACCUUCAAGAAGUGCGGAGAGCCGAGAUGAAAUCGCUUAAAGAUGCCGGCAGCGGAGUAAGGAGCCUGGUCAAAUGACAAUCUUUAUCGAUGAUCAUGUUUGAUUGCUAUGCUACAUUGAGG